This is a messenger RNA of Cucurbitaria berberidis CBS 394.84, 2133 nucleotides long. Its product is annotated as Metallo-dependent hydrolase. The transcript has 5 exons. Gene Ontology annotation, molecular function: adenosine deaminase activity. Lineage: Eukaryota; Fungi; Ascomycota; Dothideomycetes; Pleosporales; Cucurbitariaceae. The record is from RefSeq and is a predicted model, not a curated record. The coding region runs from base 1 to 2133 and encodes 710 amino acids. Gene Ontology annotation, biological process: inosine biosynthetic process; adenosine catabolic process.
AUGCCCACUGACGGUGACUCGAAGACGUCGGGCGAAUCUCCAAAACCUCGUCAGGGGUGGUUAGCAAAGUGUGGUAUCGUGAUACCGACACUAUCUGUACGUGAGAAGAGACACGGAUCCCCAGAAGAUCCCAACAGGCCAGUCAUUAUGACAGUCGCUGACUCACCCAAGAAGAGAAAAAGGACAUCAAGUCCUCCGUCUCAUAGAAGGAUACCAUUACAGCUUGGAGAGCCAAAGACCAUCGACAUGGCUCCAGAUAACAAAACAACCAAAGAUACUUUCACGGCAGCGCUAGGCAAUACCAAAGAAGUCACAGCCUAUACUUCAGCCCACUCUAAGCUCCUAGAAGCAGAAGACCAAGAUGCUUGGGAUCGUGAAGCAAGGCCCAAGGCUACCUCAAGGUCCAAAGACGAUAAAACGGAAGAGCAGGCUGCGACCAUCAUUCGGGCUAUUCGAGAGUUCGAGCGGAGGGUCAUCUUUGGCAGCCUGCCGUCAGAAGCAAUACCCGGGCCCGAGACUCGAGACAUGGGUGGCCAGUUUCUUACUAACAAGGAUCGCAUAGACGGAGAGAGUAUGCUAUAUGAGAUAGCAAAGUUGGUUCCGAAGGGAGCCCUUUUACAUCUUCACUUCAACGCCGAACUACAUCCUGAGCGACUUUUAGAGCAAGCUCGAGAGAUGGAGACCAUGUACAUUCGCAGCAUUCGCCCCAUCCUGACCCAGGAAGAUCUUGACUUAACAGAGACGGUCUUCAGUGUUUUGGACCCAGACUUGGUCGAGCCUAACGUCAACAUCUUUUCUCCAGACUAUCCAGGGAAUGCAACUAACUUCAAGGUAAACGAGUGGAAAUAUCGUAUCUGGAUGCCUUGGUCAAGUUUCCGCGCCGAGUUCGACAAAAUGAAAUUUUCGAAGAAAUACAAGCAGCAAGAAGACGCUUUCAUUAUCGAGACACCUAAAAGCUGCUCUGAGCCGGGAAAAGUGAGUCUAUAUCCCGCCGAGAACUGGCUGAAGUCAAAGAUGGUACUCAGCCAGGAGGAGGCAUAUGGUUUUACACAGACAGUAAACGGCGUUUGGGCACGUUUCAACCAAGCAACACGCUGCUUUAAAGGUCUGCUAAAUUAUGAAGGCGUCUACAAAUGGUACAUUAGUAAGGCUAUCGACCGCAUGAUUGAUGAGAAGGUCAUUUACGCCGAGCUACGGCCUAUGCUUCUUGAUAAGACCAUACCCUCCAACGACGGCAAGAGCAUGAUCGACAACUCUUCGCAGAUGCAGCUCAUUAUCGAUGGCGUAAGAGAGAAGCAAGCUGAGCUCAAGAAGAAGGGAGAACUACACAAAUUUCCAUUUGGGCUCAAGAUCAUUUACUGCACGCCGCGCUCGAUCCCGCGAGAAUUGAUGCAGAAGGAAAUGAUACAUUGCAUUGAGCUGAAGCAGGAAUUCCCCGACCUUAUCUGCGGGUUUGACCUCGUUGGAGCAGAAGACCGGCCCAAUCAUAUUGGCUUCUAUAAAGAGGAAUUUAUUGCCUUCCAGAAGACCUGCCAGGAGAAGAACCUUGAUAUUCCCUUCCUAUUUCAUGCGGGCGAAACACUACUUGAUACCGGCGGCUCCGCCAAUCCAGCCAAUUCAAACCUGUACGACGCGGUCCUACUCAAUUCGAAGCGCAUAGGCCACGGCUUCGCCCUUAUGAAGCACCCACACCUUGUCGAGAAGUUCAAGAAGACAAACUCAAGUCGGGGUAUUUGUAUCGAGCUGUGCCCAAUUUCGAACGAGCUUUUGCACCUUUGUAGAAACAUAAAGGAGCACCCAUUUCCCGAACUGUUAGCUGCAGGUAUACCCUGCACCGUUAAUUCAGACAAUCCUUCGCUUUUCAGCAACUCCAUGUCCCACGAAUUUUACCAGAUUAUGGUCGGCGCACCCACAAUGUCACUGUACAGCUGGAAGCAGCUCGCACGCUGGAGUCUCGAGUACAGCUGUCUCACGCCAGCCGAGCAAGCCAAGGGUCGCGAGUAUCUAGACCAAAGCUGGAAAGAAUUCUGCCAGCAUGUUGUCGACAAGUACGGCCAUCUAAUGGCUGGCGAUGAAAUUGACGAGGCUAAGGCGAAAGAGGCGUAUCCCGAGCGACAAGCUACUACGCUCUGA